This is a messenger RNA of Spirometra erinaceieuropaei, 3237 nucleotides long. The record is from the annotation of a GenBank genome assembly. NCBI's taxonomy places the organism in Eukaryota, Metazoa, Platyhelminthes, Cestoda, Diphyllobothriidea, Diphyllobothriidae.
AUGUGCUGGUUCCUCGACGACUCUACCGCUGUCAUUCGGCGUCGAGCGGUCUUGAACGACGAAGGGUAAGUGUUCGGUGUUUGCUCGUUCUGCAGAACGAAAAAUUGAGUAGACUGUACUGAAGGGCCAAAGUUAAAAGAUUGCACCCAGUGGAUGAUAGAAAAUGCUGGUUUAUUACCCCACUUGUUUUGUUCAAAAUCUCUGUCCACGUUAAAACUAUGAGGAACCUCUUCAUUUUGUUUCCCAGUUGCUUGCAAAAGAGGAUCAGCAAAGGAGAUGGAAAAAAUGAUCAUGCGAGCACUCCUACUAGCAAUCUGCAUGGAUUUGGGUUAGUGUUGUGUUUUUCAUAUAUAUAUGGUCUGUAAAACAAAGUCAACUCGCAAAUCGGGAGUACUAGUAAAAUCUGCGCUUUUCCUUCAUUGAAAGUGGUAAGCGUGUCUGGCCUGUUAUAACAUCAAAGGUGAGAUCCCGGUCGGCCUUUCAAGCCUACCAUAAAUCCCUUUUAUAAGGGGAGCCCAAAAGUAAAUUUCUGUGUAGAUGGAAACAUUUGCCAGGAUAAGUGAAGUUCUAGAGCUAUAGAGUGUGGACCCCAGCGCUAUUGCUGGUUAUUUUUAGCAGAUAAAAAUUAUAUCUUACGUAUGAUUAGGCCAAGUGGCAGCCACAAUGUUUACAUUCCAUCUGUCGGUUUGCAACUUCAAGUCCUACCCAACCAACCUACCCCCAACCUUUAAAAUCGUCUUUGUGAGAAGCAGAUCUUAAACGCUGUCGCAAAAACGCAUUAAGUCAUAGAUGCGAGCUAUUUGUAAUCAAAUCGAUCAACCAAUUCGGUGGAUAUUUAGGGUUUUCUCUAAACUGAAGUACUUGGAAACAUGUAAAAAAAUCUAAAACUCGACAGUGUGCGAGUCGGCUAACGAUUAACCUGGACCUUGCCGACAGUGCUUUGGAGUCGCAGUACUUAAUUCUCGAAUUUUUGAAAUAAUUUAAGUCCAGGGAUGAUGCCGGAACGAGUGCCACCGUGCGCUGUAAACAAAUGACUACCCAUGCAUUUGUAUCAGUCCGAACACUAAUCAGAUAAAAUUAGCCAAUCUGAUUGCAAGACGGAAUACUAAUUCCCGCAGAACUUCAUAUAGCCUGUCUGAUGUCCAGAGGCCUUACUUUUACACCCCGAACACACCACGAGUAAGAUCUAACCCGCUGUCCCUGACCCCAUCAAUCUGUUAUUGUAUGCAGGCGAAAGGAAAACAGCCUCAGGUAUUGUUAGGUGAGCACCACAUAAAAAUGAUAAUUUUCAGUUACGGACUACUCUGACUUCCCUCAUUCUAUCUUUUAACGGUUCAUGAUAUCCGCAUUCUGAAAGCAACUCUAUCCAACCGUCUAAGAUUAAAUUUGCAAACUCUUUACCUCUGCCGUUCGGGAAUGCUGAUUUCCGAAUAUUUGUUACAGAGUUGUUUAAAGCUUAAAGAUUUGCAUUUUAUUACUUGUGGUUCUUUUCAUCCCCAUAGCGGCUGCGUUAGCAUGUAUGCAUGGAAAUUUCACCUACGCCACAAAUACCAUUGUUUUAAAUCUUCCCUCACUUUUAGGUCACUGUCAGAAAAUGGAACUGUUUUUUCAGCAGAAUCGGAACUUUUUCUCAUUUUUCACGUUCACAGAAGCUCCUAUUGUAAGUGUUUUGUUUAGCAUGCGUUUUGUUGAGCUGUAUUUUAUGCCCUUUAAGUUACUUCUCAACAUCAUUCCUCUUCUGCGCAAAAUGGUUUGAAAAACAUUUUGACAUGAUUCAUUUGUCCAGUGAUUAGUCGUAUGUUUUGUCAGCUAAUCCUAUGGUGACAUGAAAAUCACCUGUUUUAUGUGCUAGCUCGUUACCUUCAGAAUGGUAGUCGAUAGAUGAGAUGUUCCGCCAGCAGAUUCCCUGCAUAAAUUAUUGAGUAAAUGUAUCUGCGUGUAACGCUCCCUCCAUCACUUCUUACAAAAUUUUCUAAUACUUCAAAUUCAUGUCUCGUACUGCAGUCGAUAGACGAAAUUUUUCGCCAUCACAUUGUCCUUUUAAAAUUCAAAGUAGACGUGGGGUGUUUGAAACACUCUCUCCCCCUUUCUUCCAAAGUUUUCCGGUAUUUCGAACUCUUGUAUUUGCACAGAGAUUCCGUCCCAACAGCAACCCUGGAUUCUCGCAGCCUGACGAGUAGAAGAAAGACGAAGUCUUUUGUGUGGGGGAAAUUAUAACCCAGGUAUAAAAUAAACGAUACAAGGAGACCUUUUACAGAUGACGUUGAGGCUGAGAAGGAGGACCUACACUAGAUAUUGAGGAGAAAAACACUUACAAUAUGUGGCAUAUUUUAUGAACCAAUUGCUGAAAUUCAGAAAAAUUAUCUCGUUUGGGACGAAAUACUAAGGCGGGGCUGUAAUAUUGAUUAUUGCGAACCACAGUACCGAGAUGUGUCAGUGACAUGGAGAUAUUGACUUUUGAAUGAAAAUCAUUCCAGCCACUAGAGAAAAGCGCAUACGUUAACAAUUGUCAUUCAACUAGACGGAAUCUAUUCACAGUGUGGGAGUACUCUUAUAAAUCCAAAUAUACUUUUGGAAGGUGUACACAAUAAUCAUGUUUCUUACGUCUUCUUCAAUUUAUCCUCUAAAGGCAGUAACGUUUAACUCUUAAAAAGGGCGUUUAGUGUCUGGGUAAACUUAAACCUAACAUUCCAUUGGCAUGGUUUAGAGUUUUGAAAAUGCCACUUGAACAAAUCCGUUAAAGAAGAAUCAUACAUUUCAGUGGGCUACUGAAAUGACUAUUGAUUACGUUGUAUUUUUCAUGAAGAGUAUUGAUAAACGUAGCAAUAUUAUGCUAGUUAAAUAAGGAAUCAUGAUGUAAGAGGCCUUACUAUUCCAGGCGUCUAAGACCGAAAGUUCCUUCUCAUCGACUAAAAAAUCUGGAUUACAAAAAGAAUUAGUUGGCUCGGUAGUGAGUGAUUGUUGCAGGCUUGCCUAUUGAAUGUCAAUUCGUUUAAUUUCCAAAUCUCCUCUGGUUAGAUUCAGGAGGAAUAUGUUCUCUGUUCGCUUCGUCUAAACAUCGGCCAUUUACGACAAAAACCUCUGCUGAGAGUCAUUUUCGUUUUCUUUGUCACUUAUGUAUGUGUCCUGAGCUGGCUAUAAAACGGCACCAUUGCGCGCAAGUUGGUAUUUACUCCGCUUCAUUAAUGUUUCGUUUCUUUUGUCACAGUCAGCGACUUCGAACCAGUCACUGAGUAA